AUGGCGGCAGCAUCUUUGUCGAUGUUUGCUAGUAUGGCGGCGGUUUCGUCGGUGAUGGCUAGGGUUUCAGGUUUUCCAAGCCGGCAGAAGAAUGUCGACAUCAUCAUCAUCAUCAAAGAAAAUCGUGUUGAAGAGCUCGGACGGCGAGGCUUUCGAGGUGGAGGAAGAGGUGGCGCUGCAAUCGAAGACGAUCAAACACAUGAUCGAGGACGACUGCGCCGACAACGGAAUCCCUCUCCCCAACUCACCGGCAAGAUCCUCGCGAAGGUGAUUGAGUUCUGCAAGCGCCACGUCGUGGUGGAGGAUAACACGACGAAGUCGGAUGAGGAUCUGAAGAGUUUCGACGAGGACUUCGUCAAAGUCGAUCAGGACACACUGUUCGAUCUCAUCUUGGCGGCGAAUUAUCUGAAUAUAAAGAGCCUGCUUGACCUCACUUGAUGAUGGGGAAGAAGCCGGAGGAGAUCGGUGAUAUUUUCCACUUUGUGAACGAUUACACCCCGAGGAAGAAGC
This is a messenger RNA of Oldenlandia corymbosa var. corymbosa, 510 nucleotides long. Lineage: Eukaryota; Viridiplantae; Streptophyta; Magnoliopsida; Gentianales; Rubiaceae. The record is from the annotation of a GenBank genome assembly.